Messenger RNA from Acanthocheilonema viteae, 530 nucleotides. The record is from the annotation of a GenBank genome assembly. NCBI's taxonomy places the organism in Eukaryota, Metazoa, Nematoda, Chromadorea, Rhabditida, Onchocercidae.
AUGACGAAAGGAAUAACGGAACGAAAAGAUCUCGGCGAUUUCAUCGAGCUUGGUAAAUAUACCGGCUUUUUAUGUUUACUGUAUGAAUUAUUGGUCGUUUCACAAGUUAGCAAUCUUAUCUACAUGAUUUAUGGUGGUGCUGCGGUUCAUGUAAAAGGAUGCGAUGGACAUAUGUUUGACGGUGUGACACCAAAGCAACAAUGUGCGCAGUACAAUAGUUAUGUGAAUUCAACGGAAGGAUGUCUCGAUCCGAUUUUGAGCGCAGAUUUUGAAUCAGUCGGUAAUGAAUUUCAUUAUUUUUGCGAUUCAGCAAAUCAAGUUAAAAUAAGCAUAUCGUUGCAAAUGAUUGGCAUUAUGUUUGGUGCGAUGACAUUUGGACAACUAUCGGAUAUGUUUGGUCGAAGAGCGAUUCUUUUGUUUGGAACAAUUGGCUUAAUCAUCAGCGGUUUGGCAUCAACAUUUGUAAACAGUUUGGUUGCCUUUACAGUUGCACGAUUUUUCGUGAUGUUUUUCACAGGUGGAAAACACAG